AUGUUUAUCUCGCUUUUUAUUAAACAACACGGUCUUGCUGGUCUUCGACUGUUUAGGAACCUUGCAUUCCGACAGAUAACGUGUAAAGAGCCUCGCCAGAAUGUUGAUGAGUACUGGCGGAAUGUUCUUCAGGUGUUCUGGUCUUAUUCUGUCGGGACCGGGUGCCGACAUGACAGCAUGUCGUAUUUCGGAAGGAAGAACCUCUGGAAUGAAAUGUCCGUCUACCGUCUGAUGGUGAAGAGGCAAGUGGACAUGGCUCUCGAAGAGAUCAGAGUAGAAGUCGCAGAUGAUUUCACAAUCCGCCUUCUCGAUGCAAUGGUGGUUCCUUUCGAGUUCCGUGACGAACGUGAGUCGUUGAACACCUUCACGACUGCACGAAGAAGGCUGAGAGUUUUCGGACGUGAGUUCUUGGUUCCCUGCGAGUCGUGCUGCUCGGCGCUAGCGUAUCAGCUCAAGAGUUUCAAGAGACAGGCGCCUCUUGGUGGUUUUAAAACUCUCACCAACAUCUCUACUGCCGCAUGUUCCUAA
This is a messenger RNA of Necator americanus (New World hookworm), 528 nucleotides long. RefSeq lists its product as uncharacterized. Bases 1 to 528 code for a protein of 175 amino acids. The record is from RefSeq and is a predicted model, not a curated record. The transcript has a single exon. NCBI's taxonomy places the organism in Eukaryota, Metazoa, Nematoda, Chromadorea, Rhabditida, Ancylostomatidae.